AUGUUUGGGGGCCAAUUCCUAGAGUCCAAGGAACUGACAGCGACCGUGGAGGAAAUGGACGGUGUUGUCUCUGAGCGAAGUUUCGAGGCACUUUUUCAAUGGUUAUACCUUCACGUUGUGAAGUUCGGCAUAGAGGAUCCGACGGAGCAUAUUUCGGCUUCUAUGGAGCUUGUGAGGCUAGCAGACAAGUACAGGAUCGUUGAACUUGAAGAUGAAAUGGCGCAAUAUAUCAAGGACAUAAUGAUUAUCACCCCCACUUGGGGUCGACACUUCGACACUAACACUCACUAUUUGACCUCCGAGCAUGUCAUCUCAGCCGCAGUCUUACAUCGAGAGCAUCCGGUACGACGCCUCUUCGCUGCAGCUUCAGUUGAAGGUUAUCUUCGAAGCGAAUAUCAUAAGUUCGCCGAUUUAUAUGAAGACUGUCCUUGCUUUGCCGCUGACCUUCUUCGAGAGGUAAGAAUGGCAUUGAAUGGGGUCAAACCAUCCAAGUACACGGAGUUCAAAGACCCUGUUAGCGGAACAAUGAUUGAGGUGAACCAAGACCAUGACUAG
Penicillium pulvis is the source of this 555-nucleotide messenger RNA. RefSeq lists its product as uncharacterized. The record is from RefSeq and is a predicted model, not a curated record. The transcript has a single exon. NCBI's taxonomy places the organism in Eukaryota, Fungi, Ascomycota, Eurotiomycetes, Eurotiales, Aspergillaceae. Bases 1 to 555 code for a protein of 184 amino acids.